UUGUAUGUUUACCCUGGCUCCCCUAGUCGCAUCACUUUUCAUGGAGCCUGUUCCUUUGGCGCCGCCGUCACAAGCAAAAGGCUUGGGUUAAACGCGCGUCUCGUUAACAUUUUUGGCUGUGACGCUACAGUUUGCAAGCGUGCCAUGCCUGUUUUGAAGGUUUUAGGCUUGAAGUUUCGUGGUUAUAGGCCUCGAGCAUGCUAAGCAGCAUGGUUUUAGGCUUUCAGUUUGACUUGCAGCUUGUAGAUUUAGGAAUUUGCAGCGUAUCACAUCGGACCGCCACGCUCACGACAAGUUAUGUGGGCCAUGCUGCGGGCCUGGAAGGCGAAGGGGGAAUAUGAUCUUGCCGAGUGGUUGGACGCGCGUGGUUUGGGUCAGUAACUUGGUUCAGGCGUUUGCGGAGCUGAGCCACCCUGUGUCCAUCAACGCUUUGCUCACCUUGGCGCGCGCUGGCAACCCGCGCUUAUCGGGUGGACGAUGAAAAGGACAGGGCUGUGGCUGUGGUGCUGCUGCAGGUCGCAUCCUUGGGGUUCUACUUCGUGGGUGGCCACCUUCGUGGAGGUGACGCUGCUGGAGCCGCCCCAGCAUCAUGUCCAGCCUUCCCGGCCGUAGCGUUGGCGACCGGGCUUUGCGCCCCGCUGUGGUGAAAAGGAUGCUGCUGAUGCCUGUGCCAUCAAUUGUUACCGGUUACUGGGGCUUAUUGCAAUCGUAGCGCCGAAGCCAUUUGGCCCAGCAACUUCAUUUGAACGGUCCGGGCGCUGCCUCCUAUCCUGCCUGUGUUUGCUCUGACGGUCGGGUGCCCCAACCCCAAGGCCUGGCAAAGGGCACAGCAGCCGCGUCUGCAGUGCACGGUUGCAGCGGGAGCUGGAAGCCAGCGCCCGAGCCCACCUUGGCGUCCGAACGCAUUCGCCUCUAGCUUGCAACGCUGGCUCUCGCGAUGGGGUUAGAGGCGCUCCACAGAUUUGAGUGAAUCAGAUGGCGCCGACAAGACUUUGGGUUGGUCGUCCGGGACAUCGACGCGCUCUUCGCUUGCGUCUUGGAGCUGGGGCUGCGCGCGCAAGAGACUCGAUCGUUGGUUGCGAAAACGGGCGGACGUACGAGCAACUUGGUUGCCCUGUGCGCAAGGGUGCCCUGCUGGAGCCGGCCGUGACCGCUUUGCGCGCGAAGUUGGCCGAGGAUCUUAGGGGUGCUGAGGGGCUGAAGGAGACGGAGGAUGGAGGCGCCGAAACAUUGGUCUUCUACCAGAGCUCAGACGGGCAACUCAUUUUCUUGGAACCACAUCUCAUGAAACAGCUCCUGUCGAGCUACAGCACCUGGGCACGCCUGCCGCCGUCGGUGCUGCUGAAGCCGCUGAAGUCCAUGCGACAGGAGGCGUUGACAGAUGAAAUGAAGAAGAGGCACCGCUUCUUGCAGCACCUGCCCUCCGAUGCCGCCGGGAACCUCAUCGCCUUUGCCGACGGCGAGGUCCUCGCAGGCGAUGAAGGCAAAAGCAACGGCAAGGGCAGGAAGGGCAAAGGCCGGCGUAAGCCCCGAGAGCCUCGCGACGGGGCUGGCCGUGAGCGUUUGGAGAGCCAAGAGAGCAAGGCCAGUGCUUCCUUCAGCGGUGCAGACGGCCACACGGGAAGCGAGCCGCUGGCUUCGCCUUCGCUGGCGCCAGAGCCCGAACCAGCACAAGAGGACGCCUGGUCUGAGCCAGAGAAAGCAGAAGUUGCGGCACUUGAUGGCCCAGAGCUUUUGAACGAUGCAGACGCCUGACAUGUGCGUGUGCAAAGUUGGAGAAAAGCCCUCUGCUUUGGAGAGAGCGGAGUGUUCGCCGGUAGAGUUGUGUCCCCAAAACAAAGCCGACGGAUUUAUGGCAGAGAUUGCCAGGGACGUAGAAACUUUCUGAGAGCAUUCUCACUUGGCCAUGAAUGAAGAUGGGGAGUACUGUUACUUUCAGAUUCCAGAUGGCGAUAAAUCGUGUCAUACAAUGUGCUCCGAAACCUUCUUCGUAUUUUUGGAGGGCUUAUUGUUUAGCUGAGCUCAUCAAACCAGCGUGCGGCUUGAGUGGCUUGAUUGCUAUCAGGGGAUGGAAAGAAAGAACGCAAGAAUAGAUGAGAUGAUUUGGGGAGGUGUACAAUCCUGCCAAAUGGCUGAGGCAGCAUGGCAUACUGUGUUGCGGUGCAGAGUAUAGAUGAUGAUUGAUUCCAGUUCCUGCAUUCCCUGUCAAGAAUAGAGUGAUAGAUAGGACCUGCCCAGACUGAGACUGCCGAAGUGCCAGGGGAUCUACGAGCUGUCGUCCCCUGGAGGACUUUUGAAAGGCAGCUACUCCUUUGACGGCACCAGUUCCACCAUUUCCAGCGAAGGUGAAGUGG
Durusdinium trenchii is the source of this 2354-nucleotide messenger RNA. The record is from the annotation of a GenBank genome assembly. NCBI's taxonomy places the organism in Eukaryota, Dinophyceae, Suessiales, Symbiodiniaceae.